This is a messenger RNA of Labrus bergylta (ballan wrasse), 5323 nucleotides long. RefSeq names its product Ras and Rab interactor 3 (gene rin3). Gene Ontology annotation, cellular component: endocytic vesicle; cytosol. Gene Ontology annotation, molecular function: guanyl-nucleotide exchange factor activity; small GTPase binding. The record is from RefSeq and is a predicted model, not a curated record. NCBI's taxonomy places the organism in Eukaryota, Metazoa, Chordata, Actinopteri, Labriformes, Labridae. Gene Ontology annotation, biological process: vesicle-mediated transport.
AGAGAAAAAGGAAAGGAGGAGACUCACAGAGCAUCUGCUGAAUGUAGGCCAUUGGGUCAUAUUUCUGUUGGAUUUUAAAGCCUUUUUGGUGCUCAAAAGUGGGAAAAUCUGAUCUACUUAUUGAAGAAAAGAGUACUGACUGUAAACAGAGUAAGCUACAGGACAAGAAGGUUUGAUUGCAUGUUGACAGAAGUUGUCAGACUGUGUGCAAGAGACAAGAAAAGACAGCCGAGAGGAGGGGAAGUCUGACCAAAGCUCGGCCUCUUCCUGCCUCACAAUCGGCUCAGGAAGUGCAGGCAGAAACAAGAGAGAGGGGAGGGCUGACUCAGAGAAACAUUUUUUUUUCCUUUUGCCUUUUAGUUUUCCCUUAUUCAGUCCUACACAGAUCAACAGGAGGAAGAGGAAAAAAAAACAAGGAGGAGUGUGGAGCAGAGAGGAGGCGGAGCUUUCAAUGGAGCUGAGACAGAGUGACAGAGAGAAGUCGAACAGUCAGUCUGUGGAAAUAUGAUGGAGGCCAGCGUUGUUUCUACAGACGCAGGCCAUGCAAGCCCUCUGACAGGACCUCUCGACACUCCAUCAAUCACUUCUAUCGCCUCCGUCCCUCCAUCUUCCCCCCUCUCUCCACCUUCCCUGCCCUCCUCCCUCCCUCCUGCCCGGCCAUGUCGACCCAAACCGCCUCCUCCUCCUCCUCCUACGCCCAAACCCUCCCAGCUCCCCACCAGUUCUCCUCCACCUUUGUCCAUUCCGUCCACUCCUCCAUCCCUCCCUCCUGCCUCCAGACCUCCCCUUCCUCCUCCCUCCAUUCCUACACCUUCCCCUACUUCAUCCAACCUUCCUCCUCCAUCUCUUCCUCCUCCUCUCUCCCCAAUUCCGGCAUCGCCGUCACCCCUGUCCCCUCUUCAGCCGAGUCUCUCCUCCGAGCUGACCCCCUCUACUCCUCCUCCUCUCCUUCCUCUUAUAUUAUCACCAGCUAUCUCGUCCUCCCCAUCACCUGCUCCACCUUCUCCCCCUGUCAUCCAAUCAUCUUCCCAAACUCCAAGCAAUUUAAGUCUGAUAGAUCGGUUGGUUGGGAGCGCCUCGGUGUGGCAGCACAAAGGACUCAGCCAAGAGAAAAUCACAAGUAUGCUGGAGAAAGAGACAGCAGGGGCGUUCCUGGUUCACGGCGCAGAGCGUGAGGCCAUGACCCUAUCGGUGCGGCUGCCUGAUGAAGAGGGGGCGCCACUUGUUAACAACCUGCGGGUCAAACAGCACAAAACAUAUAUCCACCUAGAUGGCUCCAGUCUGGUUUUUGAUGACGACAUCUUCAAACUGAUCUCCUUUUACUUUGCCAGCAGGGACAUCCUUGCCAUCCCAUUGAGGUUACCGCAGGCUAUUACCACGGCAACCAACAGAAAGGAGCUGGAGGUCAUCUCCACUAUGGGAGCAGAUUUCUGGACGUCUGAUCUGCACCAGCAGGCAAAGAACCAGGAUCUGGAUUUGGAUCAGAACCACAACAACCUGUUCUUGUAUGUAAACCCGGUGACUGUAGAGGAGACCCCCAACAAAGACCUGAACCCCCCAUCUAUCUCUAAACCUGAGAUCAUCACCAGUCAGAACAUCCCCGUCUCCAUGCAGAACGGAGACGCUCCAGAGAAAGUCAGCACAGAGGCCAACAGUCAGACUAAAAACAUGCCAAACAUGGAGAUAAAAUACAAACGCCCCCCACCUAGACCCCCCAGUCUGAGCUCAGGGUCUGGGGUUGGACUCCUCUUCUCAUCUCCGCCUAACACCUCGUCAUCUGUAAACACAGCAGCUGAGAGAAAAGAGGAAGGAAGGGGAGGAGUAGGGGAGAAAGAAGAGAGGAAGUCAAUGUCAACAUCACCUCCUCCGUCACGGCCUCCCGUCCCGCUGCAGAGCCGAGCUGCUCCUCCUCUGCCUCCUGCUCCUCUCCGUCGCACCUCCUCAAAGAAGAGCACCGACCGAGAUGUGGCCGAGGGGAGGGAGAGAGAGAAGGGACAAAAUCCUGCAAAGAAAACAGAGGGAGAGGAGGGAGGAGAGAGAGGAGAGGCGAAAAUGGGAAGUAAAUCAGGUCUGCAGAGUGAGGGUGUUGAACAUGAGAUCAGUGGCCAACAGAAAGAGGAGGAGGAGGGGAAAAGAGAGGAUGAGAAGCAGCAAAAUAAAGAGGAAGACAAAAACAAACCCAGCUCAACGUGUCCACCAUUAAUCAAGAAACCGUCCCGUCCAGUCCCUCCACCCAGGAGGAAACCAUCCUCACCAGAAGCACCUGUGCAGCCCAACCAGGCAGGAGGAGGAUCAACCAAUCAGAGCGCCGGGAUGAGAGUCCCCCCGCCCCCCUCAGCACGGCGCCCAGAUGUGUCCCUGUACUCACCACAGGGGGGAGCUGUGCUCGGAACAGACCCUGACUCCUGCUCCACCAGCAGCACAGAGGAAGAAGGAGAGCAGAACCAGGAGCAGGAGCAGAACCACAGCCGCACUGCAGAGAGCCGCAGCCCCAAAGUGACCGUCAAGAGAACUCCCACCACCGUCAUGUUGGACCGAGCUCGACAUCGCCUCUCCACCGUCCUCACGGGCCUCAUCAGCCACGACCGCCGCCUGACACAACGCAUCGUGGAGCUCACCAGGGACCCUCUGAGCUACUUUGGAAACCUGGUCAAAGAGCACCGUGCGUUCACCCUGGAGACCAUGUCGAACCACUCCUCCUCCACCGAGCUGCUGCAGGAGAUCAGACAGAUGGUGACUCAGCUGAAGAGUUACCUGCUGCAGAGUACAGAGCUGCAAGCAAUGCUGGAGCCGCAGCAUCAGUAUGCACAGGACAAACUGGAGAGUAUUGCAGAAGCAGCGAUGUGUAAGAGUGUCCUGAAGCCACUGAGGGAGCCGAUUUAUCAGAGUCUGGAGAAACUUCACAAUAACAACAGCAGCCUCAAACAACUGGCACAGAACCAGUCUGUAGUCCUCGGCAGCACCACCACCGCUUUGGGAAUAACCACAGCCGUCCCCGAGGCCUCUGCGAUGGAGAAGAUCAACAUCAAACUGAACAACCUCCAUCUGGAAUAUUCUCCAAAGAAGAUCGAGAUGCUGCUGAAGGCCUGCAAGAUCAUCUACGACUCCAUGGCUGUCAGCAGCCCAGGGCGGGCCCAUGGUGCUGAUGACUUCCUGCCAGUAAUGAUGUACGUCCUGGCCAGAUGUAAUCUGUCCGCCCUGCAGAUGGACGUGGAGUACAUGAUGGAGCUGAUGGAUCCGUCUUUAGCACUGGGAGAAGGAUCUUAUUAUCUGACAACCACGUAUGGAGCUCUGGAGCACAUAAAGACGUUUGACCAGCAGAGGUCAGCGACGCGGCAGCUCAGCAGAGAGGUGCAGGACUCCAUCCACCGCUGGGAGAGACGACGCACGCUCAACCAGGAGCGCAUGAACCAGGGAUCUGUGCGGGACUUUUUGACAGUGUGUUGUCCUGAAGUUGGAACCAACUCAAAGACUCUGGGCGUCCUCCCGACCACGACCAUCGAGGAGCUCGCUGAGCAAUGUGCCGCUCGCUUUGAGCAAGACGAUUACAUGCUCAGUGUGUACACGGAUGGUGCUCAGCGGCCCCUGGCCCCCACAGAGUUGGCCGUCAGUGUAAAGAACAGCUGUCAGCCCGGAUCCUACUGCUUCGUCUAUCACCCCGUCAACCAGCCAAUCAAACAGCCGGUCCGCAGCUGCCCCACCGACCCGCCCCCAGCUCCUCCGGCACAGAUCUUUUCCCCAGCUGACGUCGAGGCUGUCGAUACUGUGGAGGCGGAGGAAGAGGAGGAGAGUCUGAUUAGCUUGUAGCGGUUUCAGCAUCACAGUGGCAGCUGAUAACUGCAUCUCUGUGCAUCAUGAAAGAACUGAUUCAAAAGUUAAACAUUAAAAUGUUUUAAUGUAAGGUUAGGGAAUAUAUCGGAUAUAAAAUGAUCAUCUCCCUUCUUUGAAUUAGUUUUUAUUAUUCCACAUUUUUUAACUUAGGCCUUACUUGAACAUAUUUUGGGGUCUUAACUUAAUCGUACAAAAAGUUUUGGAUAGCUCCAGUGAAUCUCUACAGAACAAAUUGGCAGCAAACUUUUCCUUAGUGGGAACAGUGUUGAAUUAAAGUGCUUCCAAUAUGCCACAAAUGGGGACAGAUUGUAAUUUUUCCAACAUUACAAAAAAGACACUUAAAAAAAUUACCAUUUUCUUAAAGGGUUAAGAUGAUUUUCAAACUAAAAGCAGCUAUUUCUUUUGUCUCUGCAAAGCCACCAGAUUCAUCUGACAAAAACCUUGCAAGCCACAGGAGUUGUUAGUCUACUGUCGCCUCAAUAGAGUUAGAUGAAACAUUGUUUUAAGCAAUAUAUAUUGUGUUGGAUCGACAUUUAUAAUAAAAACACCGACACAGUUUGUUAUACGACAAACAAAUGGACAGACUAAGGCAGAUGAGUUACUGUCUGGUGGCUUUCAAGAGAGAGAUGUACAGUACAGCUGUUUUUAGUUUCAAUAAAACGUCUUUAUUUUGGGAGCGCAGAUAGCCUAGCAGUAAUGUUGCGCGCCCCAUGUACAGAGGCUGUCUACCCAAAACAGAAAGGCACUUACGUUUUUCAGACACAGACAAUAACAACUUUAGUUUGUCAGUAACAAAACAAGCUCGACUUAACGUACUUAUAUUUUUUUCUGCACAUAUUAUGUUGCAGCCACUACAGCCUGUUUCAUGGUUGCUGGCUCAAGCAAUCUACCCGAGCAAUUCCAAAUCUCUAUAUAUUUGAUAAUCAUUAAGACCCCAAAAUAUGUGGUUCGAGGGAAGGAAGGAAGGAAGGAAAUUAGCUUUUACAUUUCUGACUGAUCUGAUGGCGUGUGAAACAAGCAUCUCUAAAGGAGCGACUCAAAUGAGACAACACAGAGAAAAGACUGAUUGUGUUUGGCUGUGUGGGGUCUGGAACCUCAGAGACUGUGGAGGGAUUUACACAAUGUACAGAAAUAUGAAAUUGUAACAUGCACAUAUAUAUGACUCUGUUUAUAAUGUUUAUACUCUUUUCUACUUGAUGCUACCUCCUCUGGUGCUCAAGACUUCAGAAGGAGAAUGUACAUUAUUAGCUUUAGGCUACUUUACCACAUGGACUGUAAUGGUUACACGUUAUUAUAUCAGAACAAAUCCGUACUUUCUAUGGAUGUCCGCAGCAUUUACUGUCAGUAUUACUUUCAAGUAUCAAAGCAGCUUUAUGGACCAAGAGUAUCUUUUUUUAUUUUAAAUAUUUGCAGCAAGGAUCAAGAAAUUUCAUUUUACAUUAGAUUUUUUUUUACUCAUGAUUGUAAAUAAACUUGCUUUACAAUUUGCUAA